GGCUGCUUUGCUUCCCCGCGUUGGCGUGCGCGUACCUCGCCCUUCACGCCGUCGCCGCCCUCUAUCCUUGUCCGUCCUUUUCUCUUCUCCCUAUUUAGUCCCCGACCUUCCUUCUCCAUCCAUUCCAGCCAUUGCCAAUCCCCACCUCCUCACUCCUCGCUCACACAGGAGACUGCCUGUUCUCUCCACAUCUCCAUCUCCUACAAGCUCAAGCACAUCAGUACCAAGGCUGCCAGCCUCCAUGGACGCUGUCCAGUCUUCGUCGCCUUACUCGCCGCCAUCGCUGCGCCACAAGCUGCGGACCACCGUCUGCGGCUGCUUCGGCUCCCCGUCGUCGCCGGGAAGCAGCGGGGAGAGGCCGCACACCGGGGGCGGCAGGGCCAGGUGGAGGCGGCGCGUGGCGGCCGCAGGGGAGUUCAGGUACGACCCGCUCAGCUACGCGCUCAACUUCGAUGAUGGCGGCUGCGACGACGGCGACGCCGACGCAGAGGACGCCGCCUUCCGGCACAGAAACUUCAACUCGCGCCUGCCUCCCUCGCCGGUGCCGGCCUCCCGAGCCGUCGCCAUCGCCUGAAGUCCUGAACCGUAGUGGCGAUCGUCCCUUUUAACUUUUCUUUUAGCUUCCGUCUCUCUGUUUGUUUUCUCUUCUCCUCCGAGCGAGACUGGAUCACUGCAUCUGUAAAAGCAGUUUAUUUAUACGGCCGGGGAAACGUACCGAGGCGAGGAGUAGCAAUGGCAUCAUGUACUUAUAUACAUAUAAGAAUCAGUCAGUCCAAUUUUAGUGUUC
Messenger RNA from Triticum urartu, 787 nucleotides. RefSeq lists its product as uncharacterized. NCBI's taxonomy places the organism in Eukaryota, Viridiplantae, Streptophyta, Magnoliopsida, Poales, Poaceae. The record is from RefSeq and is a predicted model, not a curated record.